AUGAAUUCAACAGCGAGCAAUAUAACGGCAACUCCACCUGUCGAUACGUUCGAAACUAUAUUUUUUAAAGCAACAAGUGCAAUUCAUAAAAGUGCAGAUCCAAAUUUAAUAAAUUUAUUCUGUUCAAAAGUCAAUUCAGAACCCGAAGGUCAUCAUCAAGCAAUUCGUUUAAUAUCUCAUAAAAUUCAAUCCCCACAAGAAUAUGAAGCAUUAAGAACAUUAGAAUUACUUGACGUUUGCGUUCAACGUUGUGGAAGAAGAUUUCAUCAAGAAAUUGGGAAAUUUCGUUUUCUCAAUGAAAUGAUUAAACUUGUUUCACCUAAAUAUUUAGCAAAUCAUACAUCAGAAAAAGUUAAGAAAAAAGUUAUUGAACUUUUAUAUUCGUGGACACAAAGUUUACCAAGUGAAACUAAAAUAAAUGAAGCAUAUCAAAUGUUAAAACGUCAAUCAAUUAUAACUGAAGAUCCUACUUAUGUUAUUAAAUCAUCAACAACAGUUUUACCUCAAAAAACUAAAUCAAUAUUUGAUGCUGAUGAAGAAAAAAGCAAAACUCUUCAACGUUUAUUAAAAAGUCGAAAACCUGAAGAUCUUGAACAAGCGAAUGCAUUGAUUAAAAGUCUUGUGAAAAAGGAUGAAGAAAAAAUUGAAAAAUUAUCAAAUCGAGCAACUGAAUUAGAAAAAGUUCAAAAUAAUGUUCGAGUUUUAUCUGAAAUGCUCAUACAUUAUAAUCAUUCGACGGUUACUGAAGCUGAAAAGGAAACAAUGAGUUACUUACAUGAAGAAUUAGAAAAAUUUCGACCUAUUUUGUUUCGAUUAGCAACUGAAAGUGAAGAUGGAGAUGAAGGACUCGGUGAAAUAUUAUCUGCAAGUGAUUCAUUAUCGCGAGUGUUGGCACAAUAUGAUCGAUUAGUUCGACAAGACAAUGAUAAUAAAGAUGAUACUGUUCUUCCUUUAUUUGAUAAUAUUCUUCCUGUUUCAGCCAGUUCUGAUCCGCAUACAUUAAUUGAUUUAGCUGACAAUUCACAUAAUCCAACCAAUAACAUAAAAUCUAGCACAAAUGAACUUGAUGAACUAUUUGGAUCAAUAGCGGUCAGUUCUGAUAAUAAAAUUCAUAUAGAAUCAUCGAAUUCAACUGGAAAUCUUAAUCCAAUUGAUGAUUGUUUACCAAUUUUUCCAAUAACAAAUGCAAAUAAAACAACUUCAUCAAUAACAAAUACAAAUGAAGGAGCAACCACAAAAAAAGGCGAACUUUUUCAUGAUUUGCAAGAUCUUCUUUUUGAUCAAUCGACAGGACAAAAGAUUUCGUCAACUAAAACUUCAUUUCAAACAAUAGGCUCAAAUCAAAAUAAAAUUCCAUUAAAUGAAAUAAAAGGUUCUUCGUCAUUAAAAUCUUUAGAAACUGAAUAUGUAUUUCCAAUAAUAUCUCUUGAAUCGAUUCGUCCUUCAUCAGUUAAUCCAUCGAUAAAUAUAAAAUUAAUUCAUCAAACAGGUGUUCAUUGUGUUCUUCAUAUUGCUCGUGAUUCUCCUCGUCCAGAUGUUAUUGUUAGUGUAUUAUCUGUUACUAAUACAAAUACUUCAAAUGCAAUUAAUAAUUUUCAUUUUCAAGCAGCUGUACCUAAAAAUAUGCGAAUUAAAUUACAAAAUCCAUCAGCAAGUGAUUUGCCUGUAUACAAUCCAAUAUUACCAGCACAAGCUAUUACACAAAUUUUAAUUGUAUCAAAUCCAAAUAAAGAAUCAGCUCGACUCAAUUAUAAAUUAAGUUAUUAUUUAUCAGGCGAACAAAUAAAUGAAUCGGGUGAAAUAGACAAUGGAUUUCCUAGUUCGAUUGAUCUUAUUUAA
Molecule: messenger RNA, 1839 nt
Organism: Rotaria socialis
Lineage: Eukaryota; Metazoa; Rotifera; Eurotatoria; Philodinida; Philodinidae
Source: the annotation of a GenBank genome assembly